AUGAGGCAGCUCAGCCUGAGCGCCAGCGGCUCAUCAUCAGCAGCUUCCUCUUCACGCACGGCAUUCACAGGCGCUCGCCGGUGUCUCACGACUUCGGCUCCUCGCAGACAAGAUGGAGACCAAGCAGACGUGGCCCCUUCUGCGCCAGCCUACCCCUUCUCAUCCCAGGUUCGCGCCUUCCCCUCGGUGCCAGCUGCAGGUUCAGAGGGGCAUGCACCCCUACAAAAGGUCAACAACUUGAAGAGGGGCGUCCUACCCUAUGUCCACCACCAGCUACGCUCCCACCUAGACCCUGCCGCCCGCCUCACAUCCCUCUUCACAAGAGGUUCAAAGCAGCAGAUCCCCAUCGGAUCGGUCUUGAUGGUUGAGACGUGGACCAACUCCUCAAAGUACUCCACUACGACAUUUUCCGGUGUUCUGCUGGGCGUGCGCAGAAGAGGUACCAGCACCAGCUUUGUAGUGAGGAAUCUGGUACUGAAGCUGGGAGUGGAGAUGAGAUUCAACCUUUACUCGCCGCUGUUGAAGGAUGUAAGGGUCAUCUCGAGGGCAGAGGUGGGCAAGAACAACAAGACGGGUGGAUUGAGAAGAGUCAGGAGGGCAAAGCUCUACUACCUCCGCUCAAGGAACAGUCAGGUGGCUGGUGUCAGCAGGAUGAUCAAGUCAAGGAAGAAGCAGGACGAUUUGGUCGCACAGAAGGAGGCAGCGGCAUUGGCCAGAGGCAAGUCGGGCAAGCAACUGGUGCCUUAG
This is a messenger RNA of Microstroma glucosiphilum, 747 nucleotides long. RefSeq lists its product as hypothetical. The transcript is spliced from 2 exons. Lineage: Eukaryota; Fungi; Basidiomycota; Exobasidiomycetes; Microstromatales; Microstromataceae. Gene Ontology annotation, molecular function: structural constituent of ribosome. Gene Ontology annotation, cellular component: ribosome; mitochondrial large ribosomal subunit. Gene Ontology annotation, biological process: translation. The record is from RefSeq and is a predicted model, not a curated record. Bases 1 to 747 code for a protein of 248 amino acids.